AUGUAUUAUGGUCAACCGGCGGGCUCUGCACUUUCUUCGGUGGAGGGUAGUCGUCCAUCCUCAGCACGUCCGACAACACCCAACUCCAACCCCAUCCAUCGUUUAACCACCGCUGCUACUCGCCCGAGGACCCGUACCAACGAAACGGGACAAAGCAUACGAUGGAUGAGCAAACCUGACCCACGUGACCCCCGGAGCCAUUGGGUGAAGGCCCUGAGGUUGCAGAGAGACCCGGACACUUUCGCCAUCAAUUGCGACACAGCUGGUCUCCGCAUUUGUACCCCGAUAGACGUAAUGUUCGCCCCAGGGGGAGUACAUGGGGGGCUCCGUCUAUGGAUUCCCGAACAGAGCCUUUUCUCGGACGCAGAAACAUUCAAGUAUGGUCCUUUUGCUUGGGAUUCAUAUUCCCACUUGGAAGACACUGAACCUGGACGUGAAAAGACACUCCAGAUGCGAGUGCUUGACCUUGAACGGAAGCGGUACGAAAACGCUAGAUGGUGGAGGAAUCUUAAUCGAUGGAUGAUACCUCUGGGACUGGUGAUCAUUACAAUCGUUAUCACAUUGGCUGUUGUGGGAACGAAGGUGGGCUUCUAG
This is a messenger RNA of Aspergillus nomiae NRRL 13137, 594 nucleotides long. RefSeq names its product putative serine-rich protein. NCBI's taxonomy places the organism in Eukaryota, Fungi, Ascomycota, Eurotiomycetes, Eurotiales, Aspergillaceae. The record is from RefSeq and is a predicted model, not a curated record. Bases 1 to 594 code for a protein of 197 amino acids. The transcript has 3 exons.